Molecule: messenger RNA, 1698 nt
Organism: Sabethes cyaneus
Lineage: Eukaryota; Metazoa; Arthropoda; Insecta; Diptera; Culicidae
Exons: 11
Coding region: 1-1698 (565 amino acids)
Source: RefSeq, a predicted model, not a curated record
AUGCAAGCAGAUAAGGUUUUCUUUAGUCCCAAAACCGGGGAGAAUCAUGGUAUUUUUGGAAGUAAAUAUUUGAAAUAUCAUCGACUAAGAGAUCCAAAAUGGCCAGCUGGGGAAAAAAUUAUACAAUAUGUUGGAAUCGCCAAAUUAUACGAGCGUGACCACAAACUGAAGGCUCUUAAGACUUCUAUGAAACGAAAAAACAAACAAAUUCGGGCUAAGCAUAUCAAGAAAAUACUGAAAGAUGAUACCGCUUCUUUGCAUAUUGCUCAUUCCGGCGAUGCUCAGCGAGUUAAAAACAUUUUUCAGGGACAUUUACAAUUUCAGAGAGUUUUCUACCCAAUGAUGAUUGAGAAAAUUGUAGUUGAAGUAGAUGAAAAAACCCUAGCCAAACGAAAAUUAUUAAAUCGAUUAGUGCAUCAACUCAAUAGUUUAAACAAAGCCUACGAAACAGAAUUGCUGGAGGUAUCCAGACUACAGGACAGGACUAAGUUCAAUGAUCCGCAAAAACUACAUGAGGAAAUUGAAGCAACAAACUACGAAGUUGAACUACGAAACUGUGGUACACGCACCUUGACGGCGUAUACCGUUCAAAGGGCACUGCUGGAAGUGAUUAAAAUUAUGUUGAAGGAUUCAAUCUAUUACGAUCCGGUUCUAGGCGCAUUGCACGAAGAUUUACUCGAACAAGAUCGUUUCAUAAAAAAUACCAUUGGAGCGGGGGUUCCGGCGAUAAAAAAUAUCCAAAUUUUACAAUCAGAAUUCGAUGAGUUAGAUAGAAACACAAGUAAAGAGCUUGCGGAUAGAUUUAAAAUUUUAAUGCAGCAACGAGAUAUUCUGAAUUCGAACAAUAUACGUGUUAAAACGCUGGUUCGCAGAGAUAGUGAUUUUGAUGUUAAUCCUUCACGAUACGACCGAGACACAGGUAGCAUGAUUGAUCUCAAAACUCAACUGGAAGAUAUUGAGCAAAUCUUGAAAUUGUUGAAAAAUGCAACUUCCUGUGGCAAAGCAGAAGAAAUUUAUCCCAGAGUGAAGCAGCAGGAUCGGGACAAUGAACAGAUGAACAAAACUUUGCGCAGACGAUCACAUCAACGAAAGGUGGGGGAAAUAGAGACAGAGCUUGCUGAAAUACAACACAGUGAGCUUACAAAUGAUUUAACUCCGCAAGAAAUUCAACGAGUUGCGGACUUCAAAAAACUUCAGGAUAAAAUAGAUAAAGAAAAGCAAAAACAAAAAUCAUUGCUAUCGACUCGAAAAAACAUAGCGGACAGCAGCACUUUGCUUGAUGUCUCCUUCAAGCACAUUUUGAAUGUUCUUCAAAAUGUAGAAACUGACAAAGAAGUGGACUUCUAUGGGCUACGGGCUUCGUACAUCAGCUUGCCCCUGAACUCGGAUGCGAACGAGACCUCUCAGGAAAAUUCAAACAGUAGCAAAUGCGCAACCGUCAUCUCAGCAGCGAAGGAAAAAAUCAAACAUCUCAUGAGCUUACAUCAAAUCGAUGCAACUCGGAAACAUGACUCUUCAUUAGAGAAAAACUAUCAGAAUAUCAUACUUAAUGAGUACAACGAGCAAUACAUGAAGAGUAUGAAAGAAACAGAAAGAUCAUUAGACAUAGUGGUUGAAGAUCCUACGAUAUAUACCAGAAAACAAAUAAAAGCCAUCAGUGCGCAAAUAGUGGAGAAAAAUAUGAAACGAGACGAUUGA